Messenger RNA from Brassica napus (rape), 3671 nucleotides. Its product is annotated as probable disease resistance protein At1g59620. Lineage: Eukaryota; Viridiplantae; Streptophyta; Magnoliopsida; Brassicales; Brassicaceae. The record is from RefSeq and is a predicted model, not a curated record. The coding region runs from base 675 to 3023 and encodes 782 amino acids. The transcript is spliced from 3 exons. Gene Ontology annotation, biological process: defense response to other organism. Gene Ontology annotation, molecular function: ADP binding.
AAAAUAUAUACAUAUCCAAACUAUUAUUUUACUUUUUAAAAAAACAUUUACAAUAUAUUAAAUUUUAGUUUCUAUAUUUUUAUUUACAUAGCUGAUAUAUUAUUAUAUUAUAAAAUUUAUUUAUUUAUUAACCCGCGGUUCACCUGCAAUCGACUCAGUGACCCAGCAACCCAGUAAGUCGUCCGGUUCAGUGUCCGGGUCGGUUUAAAAACAUUGUUCUACCUUUUAAUAUCAUUAGACAGAAGGAUUAAACAAGUGUGUUUUGAAUCCCAAUAAGCUUGACCAACUGAUAUUGAAGUAUAAUCCAUUAUCCACUUUUUGACCAAAAUGAAAAUGACACAUGGCAAGUAAGAAGUGGCUACAAUACAUUGCUUUCAGGAUAUUCUAACUAAUUGAUUCAUACAUCACAGUUAGUACAGCUGGUUAUCCGUUGACGUGGAGUUACGUCUUCUAAUCGGCAUUUAGUAGAAUUCUAACCCAUGAAAUCAGAUCAAAAACCUUUGACAUUAAGGACAAGCAUCAUCUAAACGAAUCAGUUGGGCGAAAAGUGAUUUGAGGAGGUGAUUAUUCUCCACAGUAUUACAAUUACCUUUUAUUUUUAUUUAGUGAUAUAUGGAGGAAGGUUAUUUGAUCUUUUUUUGUUGGGAAUUUUUUUUUAUCUCACUAAUGGUCAUAUGUCUCUGUACAACUAUCUGUGGAGUGUGGAUUAUAUCCCCCAAGAAAAUUUAUUUUACUCUGAUUCUUUCAAAAAUAUCUUCCAGUUUUUUGAACUCAUGGACCCUCCUCCUCUAGUGAUUAUUGACUCACUACUUUGGUGGUUACGCAGGAGAGUUAUGGCUGAGACACUUUUGUCGUUUGGAGUCGAGAAGCUCUGGGACCUCAUUGUCCGAGAAUCUGAUCGGUUUCAUGGAGUUAAAGAGCAAUUUGAUGAAUUAAAAAGUGAUCUGAAUAUGCUAAGGUGUUUUUUGGAAGAUGCAGAUGCCAAAAAACAUGCAAGUGCAAUGGUGAGAAACACUAUGAAAGAGAUCAAAGAAAUUGUGCAUGACGCAGAAGAUAUCGUCGAAACCUUUCUUCUAGAGGAAGAACUAGGAAAUUCAUGUGGCAUCAGGAACAGUGCAAGGAAAUUUUCAUGUGGUGUAUUUGAACGUAGGGGACUUGCUUUCAGUAUAGAAGCCAUAAGUAAGAGGACCUCUAAGGUGAUCCGUGAUAUGCAGAGUCUUGGAGUUCAACAGGUCAUUGUCCAUGAAGGGUAUAUGCAUUCUCUACGAGAAAAACAAAGGGAAAUGCGACAAACAUUUUCUAGCGACGAUGAAAGCGUCCUUGUCGGGUUGGAGGAAAACGUGAAGAAUGUUGUCAGCUAUUUGAUGGAGGAGGAUAGUGUUCAGGUGGUUUCUAUAACCGGGAUGGGUGGUAUUGGUAAAACCACCCUCGCAAGAGAAGUUUUUAAUCAUGAGAUGAUAAAAUGCCAUUUUGUAGGACUUGCGUGGGUAUGUGUUUCCCAACAGUUUACAAGGAAGUAUGUGUGGCAGACAAUCUUGCGAAAGCUUAGGCCAGUAUGUAAAGUCUCAGAGAUGACAAACGACGAACUUCAAGAAAAACUCUUUCAAGUCCUUGAAACGCAAAAGGUUUUAAUUGUCCUUGAUGACAUAUGGAGAGAAGAAGAUUGGGACAUAAUAAAAGCAAUGUUUCCACGCAAAAAAGGUUGGAAGGUUCUACUUACUUCUCGCAACGAGGGUGUCGCAGUGCGAGCAGAUCCAAGUUGUUUUACCUUUAAACCAGAUUGUCUAAAUCUUGAAGAAAGCUGGAUACUUUUCCGGAGGAUAGCAUUUCCUAUAGAAAACACUAAUGAGUAUAAGGUUGAUGAAGAAAUGGAAAGGAUGGGAAAGCAGAUGAUAAAACAUUGUGGAGGACUACCCUUGGCAGUAAAAGUGUUAGGAGGGCUGUUAGCUUCACAAUACACAUUGCGUGAGUGGAAAAGGAUACAUGAGAACAUUAGAUCUUACAUUGUCGGAGGGACUAGUUUCGAAGAGAAGAACGUUAAUUCGGUUUACCAUGUUUUGUAUUUGAGCUUUGAAGAACUUCCUAUUUAUUUGAAGCACUGCUUCCUCUACUUAGCCCAUUUUCCAGAAGACUAUGCAAUAGAUGUAGGGAAACUAUCUUAUUAUUGGGCUGCAGAGGGAAUACCAAGGCCGAGGUAUUACGAUGGAGUAACCAUCCAAGAGGUUGCAGAUGGAUUCAUAGCCGAAUUGGUGAAGAGAAACAUGGUUAUUUCUGAAAGAGACUUUCGUACUUCAAGAUUUGAAACCUGUCAGUUACAUGACAUGAUGAGAGAAGUUUGUUUGCAUAAAGCUAAAGAAGAAAAUUUCGUGCACAUUGUUGAUCUGGGUACCUCAACUGCAUCAUCUCAAUCGCUUAGUUCCCGCAGGCUCGUCAUACAGUCUUCUCACUUUGAAUUUCAUGUGGAGGAGUAUAUAAUAAAUCCAAAACUUAGAUCUUUCUUGUUGACCCAUAGUGCGGUCUUGCACUAUUGGAUGGCAUCAAGUUUAUGUUUUACUAGACUACAGUUUAUGAGAGUCUUAGAUCUCUCUGGAGCCAAGUUUGAAGGAGGGAAGUUACCCCCUGGCAUUGGGAAGCUCAUUCACUUGAGAUAUUUAAGUUUACACCGUGCAUGGAUAUGUCAUCUACCUUCUUCUAUCCAAAAUCUAAAGUUUCUGCUCUAUUUGAGUCUUGAUGUAGAUUGUAGAUAUCAAGUUUACAUGUCAGAUUUCUUGAAGGAGUUACGAAAAUUGAGGUACCUCAGUUUACCGAGGGAAUUACAAGAUGGGACAAAGUUGAAAUUAGGUAAUCUUAUCAACUUAGAGAGACUUGGGAAUUUCUCAACAAAGCAUUGCAGUGUCAGAGAUCUUCACAGUAUGACAAGGCUAAGGGGUCUCUCAAUCAUAUUCAAUGGUGAGUGUACUCUUGAAGCUCUAUCUUCAUCUCUAGGUCAACUGAAACACCUGGAAAAUUUUAAUCUGAGAUAAUAUGUAAGGUUUUACUGUGUUCUUUUGCUUUUAUUUGGCAUACAUUUUAUAAACUUCCCUGUGUCAAAAGUUGUUUUCUCUACUUAUACACUAAAUUUGGAUUUUAAUAUCGGAAACAAAAUCAAAUGUUGUCAUGUUUUUUCUUUUAAUUGGUUUGAAAUGGGACGAGUUUGUGAUUACCCAGUAUGUACUAAGUGUCUUGUUUUUGGGUUUGUCUAUUAUAGAGUUUAGAUGUAAUUUCUUCUCUCAGUUUUCUUCGAUGUUUAGCGGAAAGACAGAUAAAUGGCAAUAUAUCACACAGACUAUACAUAGAAUACUAAAUAUGUGAUAUUCUGCUUUCUGAUAUAUAUUGUGGUCCACGUGAAAAGACUUGAAAAGAAUUGGGUUGACUAAUAUUUCUUUAAAUUGCUCUUAUUUUUACUUAUCCAGAAAUAACACCAAAAUUAAAUGUGUUUGAGUUUAAGUAGUAGAAUGAUGGAUGAGAUGUUGGGAAAUUAUUCACGAUACCCUACAAUUAAGGCAAAAGCAAAGAAGAAUAUCACAUGCAAUAGACAAGUAUUUUAAGCAUCCAAAAAUAAAACUUUUCAAACGCUAGACAGAAUGGACCAUUUCCACAUAACUAGAGAGAACGUCGUGGACACAAGAGGG